This is a messenger RNA of Aspergillus ibericus CBS 121593, 4116 nucleotides long. Its product is annotated as putative serine/threonine protein kinase. Gene Ontology annotation, biological process: protein phosphorylation. Lineage: Eukaryota; Fungi; Ascomycota; Eurotiomycetes; Eurotiales; Aspergillaceae. Gene Ontology annotation, molecular function: protein kinase activity; ATP binding. The coding region runs from base 346 to 4008 and encodes 1220 amino acids. The record is from RefSeq and is a predicted model, not a curated record. The transcript has 2 exons.
AUCAAUCGACCAUUCACUGCAUCCUGGCGCUGUAGCAGGUCGGUCGCUCAAAUCUUCUUCCUGCUACCACCGUUGUCCGGUACACGGUUUCUCCCCAGGUCGACCUGCAUGGCUGUUAUUGCUCUUCUCCGAGUCGACCUCCGAGAGUAAUGCCGAUCCACUCGUGCGCAUACACAGAGCUUCACGUCAGCUCGCCCUGAAUUGAGUGAUUCUAUGGGAAGUCCCGCAGGUGGGGAGAAGGAAUUCUAUAAUACGCACCGGGGCGUAGACGGUGGAUAUACGAACAGACUCGAGAAGGAGAGGAUGCGCAGUUGCAACUCGGAGAGACUUCGCUGAAUCAAAGAUAUGAAAAUGGACCGUCCCCCGUCAGUUCCUGGCUUGGAGGAACCCAUCAGUUUGGCUGCUCGAAAUGGCCAGACGUUAGACCAUGUGCGCCGGCGAAGUUCGGACAAGUCUAUCGAGGAUCUCUCGUCAUCGGCGCCAACGGAGGCAGAUCUGAAGCAGACUGUCACAAAGCCACCGAAUGCGAAACUCCCCUUGCCAAACGAUUUCACAGAUGGCCCAACCUCUCUUCGACACCCAUUUCCCCAUCUAUACCAUUCCUCCAGUACCUCGAGGUCACCCUCGACCCGCACUUCUUCGAGCUCCCUUCAAGCAUUGAACGAAGACAUUGUCGUCGAUGCUCGGUCGGAUCAUAGCGCUCUUGGCCGGAGCUCCAUCUCCUCUCGGAGAAUCUCCCAUCUGGGCCACUCCGAGACUCACGCUGCAGACUACCCCGUCUAUCCGGACCAGUCUUACGCCGUCCUCCAGUCUCAGAUCCACCCCACCUACCAACCUCCAUUCCUUCGCUCCCGCAGUUCUUACCCGUCACGGACCGAGGCGGCCAAGUUUGCGCCGUCGCGUCCUUCACGUACGGCGGGAAAUACUCCCCUGUCCAGCCCGGGCCUGUUUUCUAUCAGAAGUCCUCGCUCGACGCCCCCAUUUGGAUCUGACGAUGAGGGCCGCAUUAGUAGUCCUUAUCUUCACCCGACGCACCUCCAGCCCCCUAAAGAGACUCAUACCGCUGAGGUGGAUCGAGAUCUUGUGACAGGAAACAAGCUAAUCAACCAGUAUGAGAUCCUCGAGGAGCUCGGGCGCGGUGAACACGGGAAGGUGAAGCUCGGCCGCCAUGUUACGACCCGGCAAAAGGUUGCGAUCAAGAUCGUUCAGCGGUACUCUAAGCGUCGUCGUCUCGGAAAACUUGGGAAUCCCGAGGAUAAGGUUAAGAAGGAAGUCGCCAUUUUGAAGAAGGCACGGCACCCCAACGUGGUCAGUCUGCUGGAGGUCAUCGAUGAUCCAAAUCGCCAAAAGGUCUACAUAGUCCUCGAGUAUGUCGAGAAUGGAGAAAUCAUCUGGCGCAAGAGAGGGCUGCGGGAGAUCGUGCACGUCGAUAAGCGCCGGCUGGAGCGUGAAAAGAUGGGCAUUCCCGACACACCCUCGUUCCUGGAGGAAAGCCAACAGUAUGUGAGGACUGCUCAGCAUCUCCGUCGCCAGCGCGAGAAGGCACGUGAACGACGCCAAGCGCAGGCAGCGUUUGCACAAGAAGCUCCGAUUCCUGCCUGGAGUCUGGAGCAUGGUGCAGAGUCAGAUGACGAGGACGUCGAACCCGAAGGCAUCGUUGCGCGCAUCCCUAGUCGCUCCAUGAGGAGUAACGAUGAUGCCUACUCCUCUCCAAGCCAUUCCUAUGCGUCAGGCCACGAAUCCGCACUGGCUGCCGUGGAAGGUAGCAUGUAUGGUGCCUAUGCAGAUUACCCGUUCGAAAGACGGUUCAGUACCGCGUCAAGCAGCUUUGGCCAUCCUCCUUCCGAACCAGAAUGGCUCAAUGAUGACGACGAUAUGUCUUAUGUGCCUUGCUUGACUUUCAACGAAGCGCGUAACGCCUUUCGAGACUCGUUGCUCGGCCUUGAAUAUCUUCAUUACCAGGGCAUCAUCCAUCGUGACAUCAAACCUGCGAACCUUCUGCUCACCAGCAACUAUCGGGUGAAGAUCUCGGAUUUUGGUGUGUCGUACUUGGGGCGACCCAUCAGAGAUGAGGAAGAAGAGCAGGUGGAGGAGACGGAUGCUACCGAGCUGGAUGAUGCUCGCGAGCUGUCCAAAACGGUCGGGACGCCAGCCUUCUAUGCCCCUGAGUUGUGCUAUACGGGCGAGGAUUUUGUGGAUUCCCUUGGCGCAGCCCCUCGGAUCACCGGCGCUAUUGAUGUUUGGUCUCUUGGUGUAACCCUCUAUGGUAUGAUCUUCGGGCGCCUACCAUUCGUGUCCGACGACGAAUACAGCAUGUUCCAGACGAUUGUGAAAAAGGAAGUCUUCAUCCCGCGAAAGCGAUUACAGCCCGUGGAAGACGACCCCGAAACCGCAAGUCAAUGGCCUCGCUAUGGCGACAGCAGCAAGCGGAUGGAAGAUGAGCUGGUAUAUGAGGACAUCGACGACGAACUAUAUGAUCUGCUCAAGCGGCUGUUGACAAAGGACCCGGUGAAACGUAUCACCGUGAAGGAGAUCAAGCACCAUCCUUGGGUUCUGCAUGGCCUUCCUAACCCUAGAGCGUGGGUGGAAGAGACCGACCCGGGCUAUCAGAGCAAGGGGAAGCGGAUUGAGGUAUCUACGGAAGAGGUGACCACCGCCGUCAGCAAAGUACCGUUCAUCCAGCGCGUGAGAUCCAAUGUUGCCAAGUGGUCCAACUACCUGACCGGAAGGUCUAAAGAAAAGGAUGGUCGCAAACGGACUCCCAGCAAUGCUCCGUCAGUUGACUCAUCAUCAACUACGAGCAGCACUGCUUUCGGGAAGUAUCUAUGGGAGAACCGGCGGCAUAGCCUUCGAGGGGAUGAGGAGUUUCCGCGUUCCCUCCGAUUGCCUAGGGAGGGGGAGCACCCUCUUUCGCAGAGUGUUACUGCAAGUCCCGUGGGCCAUGAUGAUCAGACCAGUUACUUCGUCCAGCCUGAGUCCGUCCCAUCGCACGACCAGACCCCGCGCCCCGACCCCCCGGAACGUGCAACGUCCACGUUGUCCACUGCCGAAUCCGCAAGGACCGUGAAGCCAUCCGAUCACAAGAAACUACCAGCACCGCAGCGUUCUGGUACCACUGUCCGUGUGGAAACGCCUGGGACUACGAACGUCGGUGGCCUUUUUGGCGGCGCGAGCCGCCGGCUUGCGCGGGGCCUUCAGCCUGGGGAAUGGCGCUCCGACCGGUCUAUCUCUGGUGAGACCGUAUCUCUGGAUGGUGACCAUCACUCCGAGCCCAGUUUGGCCUUGAGUGUCGCGUCCGCUGUGGGCCAAAUGCAGCAUUGCAACUUGCUUUCGAACGAGGAACCGUUAUUGACUCCUCCGGACAGCUCCCUCUCAGGAGCUUCGAGCCAUCGGCGAAACCGGUCACACCAGCUUCCAGGCAAGCAUUCCACCGAGCAAUUUCAUCUUACCAAGGAGGCAUUGCUACGGAAGAGGCGGAGCGAGAUUGGGCCGAUUGUUAAUGGAGAUUAUAUCUCCCGAGGAGAGAACGAGGCGUGUCAUGGUGACUUUUUGAGUCCGCGGGUUGAGAUUCACCCGCAAGCCUCGGACUCACCGAAUGACCACUCGGCCAGUGAUCCUGUUGCGAGCGGACUGACGACGUCACCUCCGUCAGCUGCUACUAUCUCUUCGUCUUCGAUUGACGAAUAUACCAGCGGCAUGUCCCAGAGCACCUCUCACCCCAGUAUUCCGUCCGUGGUCUCAGGCGCCUCCUCUUUCUCUGGCGAGGCAGGAUUCAAGGACAAGGAUGCCGAAGCAGCGGGUCAGGUUCCUUCCAUCCUUCGUACUGGCGAAACCGUCAAGGAGCGGCGUCUCAGUCCCUCGCGCCCGGCAGAAGAUGACGAAUGUCGCUACUAUUGCGAUGACGAAGAUGAUUCCGAGGACGACUCUGAAGACGAAGGCCUUGUUAUCGGCAAAAAGAGGGCAACCCCUCAGAAGCCAAUAAUUCGUCCGGGACAGUCGAAGUCAUGAUCCAACGUACGCUUGCCGUGUCUGGGUGCCUCUCGUAGCCAUGCAGGCAGGGGACAUCAAAAGUUUCCUUCACCGUUACAUGAUGUUGCGUUUGUUUCUCUUACCUAU